Molecule: messenger RNA, 376 nt
Organism: Penaeus monodon (black tiger shrimp)
Lineage: Eukaryota; Metazoa; Arthropoda; Malacostraca; Decapoda; Penaeidae
Source: RefSeq, a predicted model, not a curated record
GGUGAAACUGGGGAUGAGGAUGACUCUGAUGAGGAUGAUUCUCGGCCGUUUAGUUUGUUUGAGGUUACAGACUAUGGUAGAGUCUGUCAGGAUCUUAGUUUAGCUCUCCAGUCUGAUGUGGCUAACAGGAACCUGCAUGAGCUAGCGAAGAUUCAUGACUUGUACAGAACACUUGCUCGUCAAAGUCCUCGGGUUCAUACAGGUGGGCCAAAGUUGCAAGCUGCCACCCUUGCAGAAAUCCUGGCCAACAGCCGAGACUCCUUACUUGAGGAUCAGAAGCCACCCCUAGAAGAUGACAGUAUAUGCAGCGAGCCUGUUCAGGCAAAAGGAAAAAUUGGUCCCACUUAACAAAAAGCGUCUUCGUCAUGGCGACAGC